AUCGACUUCAACCGUUCCAGUAUCAUCACACACACCUGCAACGACAGUCACCAUGGACCGCUCACAGCCACAGUCGUCCAAUCUCAUGGACAUCCAUAACCGCCUCGUCGCAGACAUCCUCACGCGCUACCGCACUCUCAUGAUGCUCGCCACGGUCCAGGCCGAGGGCGACCGCAACAAUGCCACCCCCGAGGCCAUGGCCGUGGCUGGCAUAUCCAUCAAGAUGGAGUUUGACGGACUGUAUUCAUCCAUAAAGGAACUCCUCACCCUCUCGCGCCGCAUCAAGGAGCUCUGGGUCUUUGGUCCCCUCGGCAAGGCGGAUCCAGACCGCGUCGCCAAGGAGGCACAGAUUGAGCGUGAUGUUGCGGCCGUCGCGGACCUCGCCAACGGCCUGGAGGCGGCGAACAUGCGUGCCCUGGCGGAACGGCACGGCGGCGCCUGGGAGAGGCUCACCAAGGAUGAACCCGAGCGUAUUGCCGCCGGCGCCCCGGCCGGUGAACAGUGAGGGGCCGCAUUGUAAUUUGUACAAAGUUCAAAAGGCGUGGUUCAAUGGCGUUCGGCUGUGUCACUAGAGGCAGAUAGAUACCCCCGGUUUACGUUGCAUAUACAACUCUAUUCGCAUUCAUUAUCUAGCUGCAUAUGAACUAGCCCUCUCCUCCC
This is a messenger RNA of Purpureocillium takamizusanense, 660 nucleotides long. RefSeq lists its product as uncharacterized. Gene Ontology annotation, cellular component: mediator complex. The transcript has 3 exons. The coding region runs from base 53 to 505 and encodes 150 amino acids. Gene Ontology annotation, molecular function: transcription coregulator activity. The record is from RefSeq and is a predicted model, not a curated record. Lineage: Eukaryota; Fungi; Ascomycota; Sordariomycetes; Hypocreales; Ophiocordycipitaceae. Gene Ontology annotation, biological process: regulation of transcription by RNA polymerase II.